Metarhizium brunneum ARSEF 3297 is the source of this 1914-nucleotide messenger RNA. RefSeq names its product MYND-type zinc finger protein samB (gene samB). Gene Ontology annotation, cellular component: MUB1-RAD6-UBR2 ubiquitin ligase complex. The record is from RefSeq and is a predicted model, not a curated record. Gene Ontology annotation, biological process: establishment or maintenance of cell polarity; ubiquitin-dependent protein catabolic process. Lineage: Eukaryota; Fungi; Ascomycota; Sordariomycetes; Hypocreales; Clavicipitaceae.
AUGAGGGAAGUCAAUUUCAGCAUCCCGAACGUCAACAAGGCGUCUGUUGGCAUCACGACUGCGCUGUAUGACCGUCGAGCACUUGACUGCACAUCUACCUUGCCGCUCAUCAACUCCCUCAACCACCUUGCAUACCUGACCACGUCUUCAGCUCGUAUCCGCGACAUUUUAACUGUCGAUGGAGGCAUCGAACGUCUCGUCUGCAUAUUAAAGCAAGGCCGGAGUAAAGAUAUGAUGGGCAUGUGGAAAUGGAAUCUUGCUUUCCAAUGUGUGGUUAAUAUCGGUGUCCGAGGAACUGAAAAUGUACGCACUCGUGUUGUCGAGGCCGACAUGGUGCCAGUAAUAGCCACCAUUCUUGACAAUUACAUCAAAAUCAUCGAAAAAUGCCGCGAAAAGGCGGAAGAAGCCAGCCAGAAACAGAUACAUGAACAUCACCGUCGUCACAGAGGACACGAUCAUCGCAGCUCCUCCAAACCAGCGACUUCCUUCGCCAACCGGUCUACUCGCCUUGAGCCCGAUCAGAGGUCUGCUGUCCGACGCCACGGCCCUCCUCCCUCCAUUGACGUGUCUGCGAGCUACGCUGGGCCGUCUACAACUUCGGCCCAGUCUACCGUUGAAGCCGUAACGGCAGCCUCGCGAGCUACUGCCACAACACCGGAGCGAGGUGCAACCACUGGGACCCGCCACCGGUACAGUUUCCGAGCGAGCGACACCCGUCAACCCAAUCCUCUUUCGGCUGGACCAGCACUGCAGCCUCUGGCGGGAGCAACAUCAGUUGUAGAGAGUAUUGAUGGGUUCGUGCGACCUGUUCGUGACUCGGAUCGUUUGGCAUCUAUGGCACUGUUCGGCCAUGGUGGCAAUGGAUCUCAACCCACUUCCCCUACUACACCACUUCCCCUACCACAACUGCGCUCUCCAACAGUGCGACCUAUAGCGCCAUCGAAUGCUGCGGCUGCUGCCGCCGUUGCGGCAACCACUGCCCUGGACGCUUCAGAUCGCCCACGGAGGAGGCCCUCUAUCAGACACCAGACGUCCACGGUAGAAACUGACGAUUUAAAUGCCGACAGCAUGCCAUCUGAUGAAUCUCCCGAUGCCGACAUGACUGGGACAACUGAAAUGCAGUCUACAGUCGGUAUCCAAGAUAUUUCCAUGGAGGACGGAGAGAGCAUAUUGGCGGGCUCAUCAUUGGAGCUGAAUACACCGACGGUGUCGGAAACACACCAAGACCCUGGCACUUUUAAUAUCACGCACCGCAAUGCCAUCGACGGCAGUAUCGGGAACACGACCAAUCCCACACCAGUGCCCACAAUGGGAUUAUCCCCAGGCCGGCCGGCCAUGGUCACACCACCGCAGCAACCCGCUCCCAACUCGACUGUGCCGAGGUAUCUACUGGAUCGUCACGUCGUUCCAACAGCGCAAAUGCUCGCUGUGAUGCCACGAGAAGAAGAUGUAUUAAUGUCCCUGCAACUUUUGGCCUAUGUCUCGAAGUACUGUGGGCUUCGGUCAUACUUCCAGAAGAGUCACUUGGUGCCUAAACUCUCCUUGGGUAUAAACUUGGCGGCACUUGAUGGGGAGGAAGAUGCAGCUGACAUGGAGGAUCCUGAUGAUUCUGACGAGGAAUACCUACUACCUAAUGAUUUCAACCUUUUCCCUCUCGUUGAGAAGUUUACUGUUCGAUAUCACAGCACUGAUAUGCAAUAUUGGGCCGGGGUUGUUAUGCGGAAUCUCUGCCGCAAGGACGAUACUCGUGGCGGCAUUCGACAGUGUGCCUACUACCAGUGUGGAAAGUGGGAAGAGUACACCAGACAAUUUGCCAAGUGUCGCCGGUGUCGCCGUACCAAAUACUGCAGUAAGGAAUGUCAGAAAAGCGCAUGGGCCUUCCAUCGUCAUUGGUGCGUCGCCGCAUCGCAGUAA